Messenger RNA from Entelurus aequoreus (snake pipefish), 5543 nucleotides. RefSeq names its product LARGE xylosyl- and glucuronyltransferase 1 (gene large1). Lineage: Eukaryota; Metazoa; Chordata; Actinopteri; Syngnathiformes; Syngnathidae. The coding region runs from base 590 to 2857 and encodes 755 amino acids. The record is from RefSeq and is a predicted model, not a curated record. Gene Ontology annotation, biological process: protein O-linked glycosylation via mannose. The transcript has 16 exons. Gene Ontology annotation, molecular function: glucuronosyltransferase activity; xylosyltransferase activity.
GAUUGGCUGCGAGCUCGCCUGGCAGGAAGAAAGAGCUGCUGUGUUGAGGCCGAAAAACUCAGACACAAUCUGGAAAGAGGGGACGACAACAAAAUACCUGUGAAGAUUAUACAGACUCAACAGGAGCUGCGAGAGGCGGUUUUAUUUGCGUGCCAUGGCGACCGGGCGAGUUGUGCCUGGCUUCACGGCAGUGUCUCUGCCAGCAAGUCCGGCUCACUCUUAAUGAGUGUGUGCUGUGUGCAGAUUUAAAAUCUUUACAUGGGGGCAACAUAGCUGCGUGCUCGCUAUCGCUGCUGCUGAUGGUCGCAGAAAACAACUAUUUAUUUUUUUGCGCAAAACUGAUGAGGGGAGCGUAAAUAUUCCGCCUGGAGCAGCGUGGGUUUUAUUACCUAAAAAUCUCCCCCGUUUGACGUCUCUGCAUCAGAAGUGUAACUGGAACCACGUUGCAGCAGAGCGUGACCAGCUACGAAGAGGACAUUUGCAAGUAGAUUAGUAAGUCAGGAGGCAGUGCCAUGAAUCAGCCCGGGCAACAGCUGCUACCCACAUAGAGGUCACUUUACCUCUCUUUCUAUUUGAUUCCGUCCAGAGGAUGCUGGGAAUGUGUCGCGGGCGCAGGAAGUUCCUGGCGGCCUCCCUCGCCCUUCUCUUCAUCCCAGCACUUACCUGGCUUUACCUAUCCGUCGGCAGCUUUCAAGUGAAGCCCCUCCCCCUUUCCCCGUUGGAAAUCCAGUCAUCCACACCUGUAGGAGAUGUCGGCGAGCGACAAGCGUUGGAGUCUCGGGUGCGGGCGGUGGAAGAGGAGAACCGGGCGCUGCGCCGGGAACUUAGCCGGCCCCCCAGGAGCCCGUCGGCACACCUUCCAUACGGCGGCCACCAUGGCAACCAAAGCAAAACCCACUCAGAGGAAGGCACCGGUGACAACGAGGUCCAGAAAGCUGCUGCAGCGGGAAACAGUUCAGACUGUGUCCAACAUCCAGUCGUGGAGAAGUGUGAGACCAUCCAUGUUGCCAUCGUAUGUGCAGGCUACAACGCCAGUCGAGAUGUGGUCACACUGGUAAAGUCGGUACUUUUCCACAGGCGGAACCCCCUCCAUUUCCAUUUCAUCACAGACUCCAUAGCUCAGCAAAUCCUGUCCUCUCUGUUCCACACCUGGAUGGUUCCUGCUGUUCGGGUCGACUUCUAUGACGCAGAUGAACUGAAGUCAGAGGUGUCAUGGAUCCCAAACAAACAUUACUCUGGAAUCUACGGUCUGAUGAAGUUAGUGCUCACUAAGACACUCCCAUCGGAUCUACAAAAAGUCAUCGUUCUGGACACAGAUAUUACUUUUGCCACGGACAUCGCUGAGCUCUGGGCUGUCUUCCACAAGUUUAAAGGCCAGCAGGUUCUGGGUCUGGUGGAGAACCAGAGUGACUGGUACCUGGGAAACCUGUGGAAGAACCAUCGGCCCUGGCCUGCACUGGGUAGAGGCUUUAACACUGGGGUGAUUUUGCUUCUCCUCGAUCGACUACGAAAGCUGAGAUGGGAGCAGAUGUGGAGGUUGACUGCGGAGCGGGAAUUGAUGAGCAUGUUGUCCACUUCAUUGGCAGAUCAGGAUAUCUUCAAUGCUGUCAUCAAACAGAACCCAUUCCUGGUUCACCAGCUUCCAUGCUUCUGGAACGUUCAGCUCUCAGACCACACCCGCUCUGAGAAGUGCUACAAAGACGUGUCAGACCUCAAGGUCAUCCACUGGAACUCUCCCAAGAAACUUCGAGUCAAGAACAAGCACGUGGAGUUUUUCCGUAAUCUCUACCUAACCUUCCUGGAGUAUGACGGCAACCUGCUGCGGCGAGAGCUGUUCGGCUGUCCCAGCGAAGCCGAUCACAACAGCGAGAAUCUCCAGAAGACGCUGUCCGAGUUGGAUGAAGACGAUCCGUGCUACGAGUUCCGUCGAGAGAGAUUCACCGUCCACAGAACGCACCUUUACUUUCUCCACUAUGAGUACGAUGUCAGCCCUGACAACACAGACGUCACGUUAGUCGCCCAGCUCUCCAUGGACAGGCUCCAGAUGUUGGAGGCCAUCUGUAAGCACUGGGAAGGGCCCAUCAGCUUGGCCCUGUACCUUUCCGACGCCGAGGCCCAGCAGUUCCUGCGCUACGCUCAGGGCUCAGAGGUGCUCAUGAGCCGUGGCAACGUAGGUUACCACAUCGUCUACAAAGAGGGACAGUUCUACCCCGUCAACCUGCUGCGCAAUGUCGCAAUGCGGCACGUCAACACACCUUACAUGUUUCUCUCAGACAUCGAUUUCUUGCCCAUGUAUGGCCUCUAUGAGUAUCUCAGGAAGUCAGUUGUUCAACUAGACAUGGCCAACACCAAGAAAGCACUGGUGGUGCCAGCGUUUGAGACGCUGCGCUAUCGUUUGUCCUACCCCAAAUCUAAAGCGGAGCUGCUCUCUCAGCUGGACAUGGGAACUCUCUUCACAUUCAGGUACCAUGUGUGGACCAAAGGCCAUGCACCAACAAACUUUGCCAAGUGGCGGACAGCCACCACACCCUACAAGGUGGAGUGGGAGGCGGACUUUGAGCCGUACGUCAUGGUGAGAAGGGACAGCCCCGAGUACGACCGGCGCUUUGUAGGCUUUGGCUGGAACAAGGUGGCGCACAUCAUGGAGCUGGAUGCACAGGAAUAUGAAUUUGUGGUCCUGCCCAACGCGUACAUGAUCCACAUGCCCCACGCGCCCAGCUUCGACAUCACCAAGUUCCGCUCCAACAAGCAGUACCGAGUCUGCCUCAAGACCCUCAAGGAAGAGUUUCAGCAGAACAUGUCGCGGCGCUACGGCUUCGCCGCCCUUAAGUACAUGACGGCCGAGAACAACAGCUAGCCUCCGCUGCCGCCGCUGCAGAUCCCCGCUCCCCGCGCCCCGAAAGGUGAAUGACUACACCAUAGAGACAUUGGUCGGGGGGUAGGAAGUGCGGCGCAGAACAAAAAGAUGGCGGAAUAAGUCAAAACUUUCCCUCAAACUCUGCUGGACCACCCAGGAAUUAGUCACCUCCACUCGGAUGGGGGGAAAUAAGCAGCGGCGCCCCCUGCUGCAUUUUUAGGCUUAACGCUGCGUGUGCAUGUGUGUUACGGUACACGCAGGUGUGUGCGUCGUGUGACCAGGGGCCGUGCCGGAGUGAGGAAACACAUUUGGGACGACACUUUAUCAUCAUGGCGGCGAGACAAAUCGGUCAACAUUGAGGCGAGUGGUCAUCGAGCCAAUCAGCUGCUGCGGGUACAAAUCUCAAUCCAUCCAUCUUUGUUUUGUGUGAAGUUUGAAUCAGAGCGCCAUCCUUCUCGCUUUUUUUCUUAUACUUGCCUCUAGUUAGAUGACAUUAUAUUGUAAUAGUGAAGUAUUCUUUAGUAUAGUACAGUAGUACUCCUGCCUUCCAGUGGCUGCACUUCAUCUUUUUACAGCAGGGGUGUCCAAAGUGCGGCCCGGGGGCCAUUUGCGGCCCGCAGCUAAUUGUUUACCGGCCCGCCACACAUUCUGCAAAAAUUGCAAAAUUGAUAAUAUUGCAAAAAUUUUAAAAAACAUUUUAAAAAAGUGGAAUGAGGUGAAAUCUAACAAGAAAAAGUUGCAAUGUUGACACAAAGCUGCCAUGCAGGCUGUUUUUUUUCUUUUGUCUUUGUUUAUUUUUCUUUUUUUUGCCAUUGCUAAAAAUAAAAAAAAAACACUAAAAAUCUAUGUUAUAAUGAAUUAUUAGUUAAAAAAUAUCACUUUAAAAUGUUUUAUGUGGAAAAAAUAUUGCAUAUAUUGUGUGGUUGCCAUAUAAAAACAACGUUUUAUUCGACAAAAGAGCAUAAAACAAACAAAAUAAUAGUUCAAACGUAAAAUCGACAGAUACAUCUGAAGUUGAUCUCGUAAUUUAAGUGUUAAAAGUUAAAAAAAACUAAUAAAAAUGUAUCACUUUAUGAGUGGGGGACCUUUUGGAUCCCAAAUAUAUUUAGUAGGAUUUUAUUUAACUUUUCACUGUGAUUACUCAAAAAUAUUAAAGAAUUAAAAUCAAUGGUGUCCUGCAUUAUUGAUCUUUUAAGGCUCUGAUUACUAAAUACUGUGUAUUUCAGUUUUACUAUAAAAAACAGAGUUGUCUUUGACUUUAUAUCAACCUCAAGUUGAUAUAGAGAUUUACUGUAAGCGUUAAAUAAAAAAUAAUAAUAAUAAUUUGACUUAUUUUUAACAGUUUAAUGACGGAGACCCUUUAUAGUCUCCGGGAGCCCUAAAGGUUAAAAAAAAAAAAAAUCCAUAUAUUUUGUUAAGGUUUGAAAAUGAAAAAUAUCAAAAUGGCCCCCCCAUGCUUAAAUUUUUCUGUGUACGGCCCUCAGUGGAAAAAGUUUGGACACCCCUGUUUUACAGCAUUUACUAAAACCCCUCAAGUGAUCUAAUAAAGUCCUAAAUUCUAAUGAUUCCUUAAUAGUAGCUGUGGGCGAUACUGCAAAUGUCAAUAUCGAUUCGAUACCAACUUAAUACACAGCCAGUGUUGCUGAUACUUCCAUCCAUCCAUUUCCUACCGCUUGUCUCUCUCGGGGCUGCGGGGGGUGAUGGAGCCUUUGUUACUUGAAAUGAUUCCUUGAAUGGUUGAAUCAUGAUUAUAAUCAGUAGUCCAGUAUAUAAUCUGAUACAACCCUUGGUAUGGAUAUUAUCAAUAUUUGCAUCAAUCCACCCGCCCCUACUUAACAGUACAGUAAGUUUGGACGCACACAAAGAAACACAAUUCAUUCACUAAUAGGAUAAUGAUCACUUUCAAAUUUAAAAUGUGUUUAAUAUCCUUGGAAGGUUGCGGUGGCUUCUAAUAUUUGAAUUUAGUCACACAGGAGAGUCAAAUCAGGAGAUGAGUUUUUUUGUAAAUUAAGAUUUUUUUAAAGAUUUUUUGUGCUGAAAAUGUUUUUAAUUUAUUUUAUCUUGAACAUUUUAGUAUUUUAUUGAUUUCUUUUAUUUUUUUACUGUCGUAAAACUAGAGGCCUCUUUCUCCUUUCCCUCCAACCUCUCAGAAGAAGGAGAUAGGCGUGAUGAUACAGGUGUGUGUGUGUAAAUGUAUUGUGUGUGUGUUUUUAUGACGUGUGGGGGGCUGCGGUGUGCAAAAAGUAGGACAGUGCGGACUGAUGCUGCUACCGGAAUAAAAGGCAAAAGUGUCAAACUGUUGGUUUGUUAGUUUUUUUUUCUCGCAAAAAGUAAAUGAAGCUUCUCUCAAAUGUCGAGUUUAAGUGUGUGUGCUGCAUUGUGGGAAAUGUAGUGUCAAUUCAGACUGCUUUCUGGGGUUCUCACCCGCUACUAUAGUUGGGAUUCUCUGUUAAAAAUUCAUAGUCCUCAAAGGAAGCUCUUAUAUCAGCAAGAAUAUUAUAUUUAGAUGACAACCUAGUUCAUCGGCUCCCUGGUGCCCAACAUUCCCCAGAGGAGCUGUCCCUUUAAAUUAUUUGAAUACAAGUCCCACGGCAACUGCUUCCUUUAAAGUUUUUUAAAGGAGGGGAGACCUUUGAGCUGCUCUUCAAUGUGAUAUUUAUCAUUAAGGUUCUGAUUGUUUUUAUAU